UUUCUUUUAUGCUGUGGUUACAGCUAGCAGCAUUAACGUUUGCACGCUCAGCGCUUCUAUUGCUGGCCAUGUAUUCUACACGUCGACGAUUCUUAGCAUUGGAACUGCUAUUGACUGGAAUACUGUUCUUGAACAAACCGAUGUUCCCAACACGCAGGGUGCUUUCUCAGUGGCGGUGAAUUGUCCCGUGGGUGGGGUUGCGGCUAUUUAUGUCGACUCGAUCUUUAUGUCUAACCAGGUUACUCCUGAGACGAUUGACGAUGUGUCGAUUGACUUUGGUGAUCAAGGUAGCCCUGCUAC
Messenger RNA from Fusarium redolens, 300 nucleotides. RefSeq lists its product as uncharacterized. Bases 9 to 179 code for a protein of 56 amino acids. NCBI's taxonomy places the organism in Eukaryota, Fungi, Ascomycota, Sordariomycetes, Hypocreales, Nectriaceae. The record is from RefSeq and is a predicted model, not a curated record. The transcript has a single exon.